Messenger RNA from Fusarium graminearum PH-1, 1011 nucleotides. RefSeq lists its product as uncharacterized. NCBI's taxonomy places the organism in Eukaryota, Fungi, Ascomycota, Sordariomycetes, Hypocreales, Nectriaceae. The transcript is spliced from 2 exons. The record is from RefSeq and is a predicted model, not a curated record. Bases 1 to 1011 code for a protein of 336 amino acids.
AUGUCUGAAAGUCUUCAACACCAAGCUGCUGGCGAUGCAACCCCAUUCGCAUUCAUAUGGCGUCAGCUAUUCCAAACAGUCUCCUCUAUCCCAAACGCCGUGGACCUACACGGUCAAGUUGCUUUAGUCACAGGAUCCAAUGUUGGUCUUGGCUUCGAAUCCGCACGCCAACUCCUCGCCCUCAACCUUUCGCAUAUGAUUCUGGCUGUUCGGUCCGAAAGGAGAGGAGAUGAGGCGGCAAAAAAGCUCCGGAAGGAAUUUCCUUCAGCAAAGAUCGAGGUGUCUAUCGUUGAUAUGUCUUGCUACGACUCGAUCAUGACUUUUGCAAAACGAUGUAAGACGCUACCACGAUUGGAUAUCGCCAUCCUGAACGCGGGUCUCAGUCAACCCACGUUUGAACGUACCGAAGGAACAGGUCACGAAGUCACAUUCCAGAUUAAUUAUCUUUCGACAGUACUUCUGGCUCUGGUUCUAAUUCCCAUUCUGCGAGAGAAGCACGGAGCGUCAUCACCAGCUCGUCUGAGUGUCGUUGGCUCCGACACUUCUUAUUAUGCCAACUGGAAUGGCUCAGAGUCAGAGUCUGUCUUGGAGAUAAUGGAUAACCCAAAGUAUUUCGACUCAUGGGAGGCCUACAAGGCCACCAAGCUACUACUGCUCAUGUUUACACGCGAACUGAGCAAACGUGUACCUUCAAGCGACGUCAUCAUCAAUGUAUCAAAUCCCGGCGCAUGUAGAGGAACACAGUUUGGACAAACUGAGCGCUCUAUGCUGCAAGAAGCUUUCCUAUACGCGGCAUCGCUGAUUCUCGGACGCACUCCCAAUGUUGGUGCGCGGCAAUAUGUCGAUGCUGUAACUGUGAAGGGGGCCGAGAGUCAUGGUAGCUUUAUCAGCGAGGGAAGAAUUAAAGCUUUUCCCCCCAUCAUGUAUGAGCAGCGAGGUUUAGCCCUGCAAGAUCAGUUAUGGAAUGAGACAAUGAAGGAGUUUGCUAGGUUCAACAUCGAGAGAGUUUAG